UUAACUGUGACCCAACGUCUUAUUAUAUAUAAUAAAAGCAUUUUCUUUAUUAUUUUUUUUACUUUUUUUUUUUUUUUUUACAGUUCUAACAUUAAAGAAAGCACCAUAAGAGGUUAAGUCACUCCCAUUCAUCAGUCAGUUUCACUUUCAGAGUAAAUGAAAGUAAGAGAGUGUUGUGAGCAACAUGGCGCAGAGCUGCAAAGAGCCUCAUCCUUUAUCCUGCUCCAUAUGUCUGGAUAUACUGAAGAGCCCUGUGACCCUGCACUGUGGCCACAGCUACUGUAUGGACUGUGUGAACGGCUACUGGGACCUGGAGGACUGCAGAGGUGUUUACAGCUGCCCCCAGUGUAGACACACUUUCAGAACCAGACCUGUGUUGAACAAGAACACCGUGCUGGCUGAUCUGGCAGGAGAAAUGUCAGUGGCUUCUCCUGACAGGCAUGAAGUCGGCCCCGGGGACGUGGAGUGUGAUUUCUGCACUGUGAGGAAGCUGAAAGCCGUCAAGUCCUGCCUGGUGUGUCUGGCUUCUUACUGUGCUACUCACCUGCAGCCUCACUACGAGUCUGCUGCUUUCAAAAGGCACAAGCUGGUGGAAGUCUCUGCCUCCAUGCAAGACAAGAUCUGCCCCAAGCACGACAAGCUGCUGGAGGUGUACUGUCGCAGCGACGGCCAGUGCAUCUGUCUGCUUUGUGUGAUGGACGAGCACAAAGGUCAUGAAACUGUCUCGGCUGCAGCGGAGAGGAAGGAGAAACAAAAACAAUUUGGGAAGAAGAAGCAAAGAUACCAGCAGGGAACUCAGGCGAAAGAAAAGCAGCUGCGGCAGCUGAGACAGAAAGUGAAAGAACUGCGUGGUUCUGGGGACACAGCGGUCGACCAAAAUGAAAAGGCCUACGCUGAAAUCGUCCUGAUGGCGGACAAAAGGCGUUGUGCUGUGAACGAGCUGAUCAGAGUUCAGGAGAAAGCUGCGGUGAGCCGAGCCGAGGCUCUCAUGGAUCGUCUCGAGAGGGAGAUUUCUGAGAUGAGGAAGGCGGAGGAUGAACUCAAGCAGCUGUCGCUCACUGAGGAUCACAUUCAUUUCUUGCAGAGCUGCCAGUCCAUUUUUGACUCUCCAGAAUCUGACGUGUCCUCUGAUGACAACAUCGAUCUCCACGGUUCUUUUGACUUUGUGACAAAGGCCAUUUCUGAUUUAAGAGGAAAAAUGGAAAACAUUGCAAAAGCUAUCGCAGAACUAUCUGAAGAGAUUCAAGCUGAUCCUGAUCCGAAGACAAGACAGGAGUUCUCCCUCUAUUCAUGCCAGCUCCGGUUGGAUCGCAACACGGCCUUUGAAAACAUACUGCUCUCUGAGGAAAACAGCAAGGUAACCUGGGUCAGAAAAGCCCAGAUGUAUCCAGACCACCCGGAGAGAUUUACCGAUUAUGAACAAGUGUUGUGCAGCGAAGGUUUAACUGGAGUUUGCUACUGGGAGGUGGAAUGGCAGGGGCCCCGGGUGGAGGUCGCUGUGUGCUAUAAGGGGGCAGAGCUGGUGAAAAGUGCCUUUGGAUUCACAGACCAGUCCUGGUGUCUUUCCCUCUCAAAAUCUGGUUGCACCUUUUGGCACGAUUCAGUCAAGGUCAAAACAUCUGUCCCCUGCUCCUCUACUGUCGGAGUGUAUCUGAACCAUAAGGCGGGACGUCUGUCUUUCUACAGCGUGUCCUCUUCUGGUCAGAUGAUGCUCCUCCACGGAGUUCAGACGGGCUUCUCCCAGCCUCUGUAUCCUGGGUUCACAGUCUCCAAGGGGAGCUGGGUUAGGAUAGUUACACCGAAGUAAAGAGCAUCCGCUGUUUAGUCUUUGUGUUUGUCUUACCCACCAGUGCUGCUACAGAGGUGUUAUCUGUUGAUCAUCGCUCAUAAUACUUACAGCUUGAUUAUAUUCCUUAAAAAUGCUGAAUAAUGAGCAUGUUUUUCAUCAUGUAAUGAAUCAAUUUCAACUGUAAACUCAGCAUUUUGUUGCUCGUUGUGACCGUUAAAGUGUUCCUAACUAACAGAGGUCACAUUCUGCUCGCUCAGUGUUACUAACAUUUAUGCAAUCUUAAAACAUUCAGUGUCUGUGAAAUGUUUCAUUUUAUUCUCUCGUGUAAUGGUUAAACGAAAGCACUGUGCGUUGUUGAUAAGUUUUGCUUUGUUACUAAAAAGUUCUAUUUUUUCCUACAAUAAAAAUAUGUGUUGACUGAA
Messenger RNA from Acanthopagrus latus (yellowfin seabream), 2211 nucleotides. RefSeq names its product tripartite motif-containing protein 16-like. The record is from RefSeq and is a predicted model, not a curated record. Gene Ontology annotation, molecular function: protein binding; zinc ion binding. The transcript has 6 exons. Bases 185 to 1807 code for a protein of 540 amino acids. Lineage: Eukaryota; Metazoa; Chordata; Actinopteri; Spariformes; Sparidae.